AUGAAAAUAAACCCUCGUUCUCACGGUUUACUGUUUUGAGUUUUUGUGCGGGUAUAUGUGUGUAACGCAGCGCAUCUCUGUAAUAAAAUGCACAUGCAGAUCUAAUUAUUUUUGGUCGUUUUACAUUGAAUUUUAUAUAAAUACCAAAGAAAAUGUUUCUGUAGCAUUCCGUGGUACUGGGUCGUUUCUAGAAUACACAGACUAGUUGCAUAUUAAUAAAAUCAUGGACCCCAAUGGAUUGCUGUGCAGUAACUUUUAUGGAUUUGAGACGUCGCCUAUCUCUUUAACGUUACCCAGUAAACGUAAGCGACACGAGAUGAGUAUUGUAAAUGGAAAAGAAGAAGAUUGCCCUAAGCUUUAUCCCUCCAAAGAGAGUUUGAGAAAACGUGGCUUUGUCCUGAUUGAUGGCCAAAGAGGUGUGUACUCUUCUGAGAGCUGGCAGCCCAAUGGCAGCACGUUGUACCUGCCUGUAAAUGGUACUUUGUUAGCCAACAUUGAAAAAUAUGAUCAGAUCAGCUUUGAGCAGGGAGGCUACUGCAUAGGCAAUGCAGCAGGUGGAUUUCAGCAGAAGGUCCAAGGGCAAGCGAUCCAUUGCUGGCGGUAUAGCGAACAAGAUAGAAAGCUUUUCAUCGCACUUUCUUACUUGUUCACAAACUUACAAGUUUUUCAGGAAGUUAUCAGCAGUCUUGAUUGUCUCUGAGGAUUCUGGAGGAAGACGCACAUGCACCUUUGACAUCCUUCAUUAUACACAAUAUUAUACAGUAUAACAUUUUCUUGUGUUAAUAAGCUUCCAUGUUGACUCAACAAUGAUAGAUAUCAUAUCAUCCAUGUUAUGUUUGAUUAACAAAGUGUAAUGACUUAAUGCUGAGCAAUAUUAGUAUUUUCCAAAAGUGUGGUCCUUUUGUUGGCUAAUCCACACUGCUGUAAUGCUGACAUCUACGCUAUAAAAAAAAAUGAAACAUAAGAUAAUUAAUUCUAAAUACUGACGAUGAGAUGCUUGUUAUGCGAUGCUUGUAACAUUCAUUGCCUGUUGCUGAUUUUGUUGUUUUAUAUUUCUACCUGUACUUUAUAUUUGUGCUUCAACAGUAUGUUUGUAUCAGUUUUGCUACAGAUGUGUUAAUAUUUUUUACAAUAAACGAAGGUGGAAUCCAUUUAUAUAUGUUUUUGGACACU
Molecule: messenger RNA, 1173 nt
Organism: Misgurnus anguillicaudatus (oriental weatherfish)
Lineage: Eukaryota; Metazoa; Chordata; Actinopteri; Cypriniformes; Cobitidae
Source: RefSeq, a predicted model, not a curated record